This is a messenger RNA of Rhipicephalus sanguineus (brown dog tick), 1086 nucleotides long. RefSeq names its product SRR1-like protein. Lineage: Eukaryota; Metazoa; Arthropoda; Arachnida; Ixodida; Ixodidae. The record is from RefSeq and is a predicted model, not a curated record. Gene Ontology annotation, cellular component: nucleus; cytoplasm. Gene Ontology annotation, biological process: microtubule-based process.
AUGGCGCUGCCCAGUGCUUGUUUUGCGUUGCGGCGUCUCCACGCCGUAAAAUGAACGCGGAUGUGAUGGAACGAGAUGGAUUUACUCUAGUGAAACGACGAGGAAAAUCUCGGACGACGCAGGCUAAGCAGUUGCCCGCCGUUCAUCAAAAAGAAGACGACGAAGGACCAGAAGAAAGCGCUGUGCUACGUCGCAUCACCGAGGCAGAAGCCGACGUCGAGUCGUCGGCGUACUUCGAAAACUUUCUCAAUGUGCUUUCGAAGGGCCUGAAUGCGUUACCCCGCGAUACCAAAGUGCGCGAUGUUGUUUGUUACGGCCUUGGGAACUUCUCCGCGUGCGUCAAUGCACGAUUCCAGCUCGCGCUGCUCAUCUGUAUUCAACGACAGCUGAAUCCCGUUUUGGUGGAAAUCUACGAUCCAGUUUUCACGGAGAAAGAGCGUAAGAUGCUGGCGUCGUUCGGUUUCACCGUGCUGGUUCGCAACGACGAAGGAAAGCGCGCCGUUCGAGACGGGACACUCUUCUACAUGCCGCACUGCGGCACGCCGCUGUACAAUAGCGUGUUGUGGGCCAACUGGGACCCGGAUUCGUUGGGUAAAGUAGUCGUCUUCGGAAACAGCUUCGACACCCUGUGGACGAACAAACUUGACUCCACGCUUCAAAAGUGCAGUUUCUUGGUGAACGUGAGACCCGCAGUGCGCGAGUUCGCGAUCGGGAACGACUUCAAGUACUCGGACGUCUUCAACGACCUCUCGUUGCACGCUUUCGACGCCAGUCUAUUGGACGUGGACGUGUGGAGUUCGAGUGAAGAGCCCGUGUACGACGGCGAAGACGAAAUCAUCUUGGCUGUCGAAGAAAAGUGUAGAAUAUGAGUGGUCCUCGUCGUGUUUUGCGGGUGUCAUCACACGGCCAUUUUCGAUCGCGAUUGAGCUCGACCUAGAUAGAAUUUCUCGGGCCGCGAUUGUCUAAUUUCCUCAAAUGAGCUAAUCGCGUCCGAGAAAUUUGAUAGCGAUCGAAUGUACACCGCCUGGAGUGUGACAGCCGUAAGUGUAAAUAAUGGCAGUUUCGCACGUCAAAGUAAAAUAGUUG